UUAUCAAACAAGUGAAGGAAAACGCGACAAAGAGUUUGCAUACGUGCGCGACAUUGCAAUAUCUAUAAUUUUAUACACUAUUAUAAAUUCAAUUAUGCUGUGAGAAAUGGGACUAAUAUAUAUUAUGUUCUAAAUUAACGACGUAAAUCACAUAUAUCGUACCUCAUAAAUCAACGCGCACAAUGAUAAGAAUUAAAAGAAUUACGGAUAUAGAACGGCUUGCCGAGACGGUUUCCAAGCCGAAAGACGCCGUGCCCAAAUUCGGUCUACCGGGGUGGAAGAUGAUGCCCCUGGAACAUAAGAUACCCAUGAUACCUGGACCGAAGGGCGCUUACAGCUUAGUGCGACGCAAAGUGGGGAAGAAAUUGUGGGGACAAAAAUUGGAGUUUGACCUGAGCGACCCUUACUGCCACGAGACCAAGUUCCCUUACGAACCCCUGCACGACGAGCAUCUGCUCGAGUUCUUCUACAGGCCGAUUAAUCGGAAGCGUCUACUGAAAGCCGAUCUUAUCACGGAUGACAUGCACGUGAAGUGUACACUGCGCGACUACAACGAGUACAGGAAGUACCUGAGGCAGGUGCACGCUGACCGUGUCAAUAGGGAGCUGAGGAAAAGAAACGGUCUCUUCGGCGAGAAGAGAGCCCUACGCUUCGCCGAGGAGCAGGCGCGCAAUGAAGCUGAAAGAUUAAAAGAAAGAGAGACAUAUGUGACCUUGAGACAGCGUCUCACGCAACAACGGCUGCUAGAAGAGGAACGGAAAACUCGGGAGCUGAAGGAGCGAGCGUGCAGGACGGCGCGGAGAUUGAAAUUGUUGAGACUCGUUAGACGAGAAGAACAAAGACUGUUAAACAUUAAGAGUAAAGAGCGGGUCGAGCAGAUUCGGCAGAAAUGUAAAAUUGCGACGGAGAUCACGCGACGUAAAGUGAUCGAUACGCUGUUGGACUGGAGGAAGAAGGACAAGGCGCGCAAGAAGGGCAGGGAGAAGCGACUAAUGGAAAUCACACAACAGAAGCAGAAGGCCAUGGAAGAAAGUUGGAGAAAAAAGCAGCGGUUCCAGGAAAAGGAAAUUGCGAAACAAAAAGUGUUAUUGCAACGCAUAGAUGCUCGCCGUGAAAAAUUUAUAGAGAAUUAUAAUAACAGAAUUAAUAAAGAGACCGCAAGAAUGAAAAAACUUUUGGACGAUGCGAAACUAUAUACAAACUGUUACAUGAAGAGGCGCUUACCAGAUGGGAGGAUGCUCAUUUGCUGCAAGAAAUACUUUAAAAACGAUGUGGUAGGUACGAGUGAUAAAUGUCAGAAUGUAACACAGAUUGAAACAGAUUGCGUGACAAAUCAUAAUACUUUGGCGUGAGACACUUUAUCAAGAGAUCAUGUCUCUUGAUAAAAUAAGACCAAUAGACCCAUCGUUAUUGGAGAUUUGUUGGAAAAAGAAAUUGUCAACCGAUGAGAAUUUUGCUAACGGAGGUAAUCAACGUUACGCUGUUAGUGUUAGAAGACAAGUAUCACAUCGUACAGAACAAUAAACGAUCAGUUUUAAUAUGUUAAAUUAUAUUAAUGAUAUAUUGAGACGUUAGACGAACAGCACAGUAUUUGUAGAAUAAAAUUGAAUAAAUGUAUUCACGUCAA
This is a messenger RNA of Wasmannia auropunctata (little fire ant), 1627 nucleotides long. Its product is annotated as fibrous sheath-interacting protein 2. NCBI's taxonomy places the organism in Eukaryota, Metazoa, Arthropoda, Insecta, Hymenoptera, Formicidae. The record is from RefSeq and is a predicted model, not a curated record. The coding region runs from base 183 to 1352 and encodes 389 amino acids. The transcript has 6 exons.